Molecule: messenger RNA, 3185 nt
Organism: Paramacrobiotus metropolitanus
Lineage: Eukaryota; Metazoa; Tardigrada; Eutardigrada; Parachela; Macrobiotidae
Product: PR domain zinc finger protein 15-like
Exons: 9
Coding region: 720-2795 (691 amino acids)
Biological process (GO): cell fate commitment; regulation of transcription by RNA polymerase II
Cellular component (GO): nucleus; cytoplasm
Molecular function (GO): RNA polymerase II cis-regulatory region sequence-specific DNA binding; histone deacetylase binding; DNA-binding transcription factor activity
Source: RefSeq, a predicted model, not a curated record
UGAGCGCCAAAUGCAACUGCCAGUGCCAGCCAGUGGAAACGGGUUUUCGGGGCUAGCGUGUCGGCGAUGCGAUUGGCUGGUUGGGCAGUGUUACGCCGUGCGGGGAGUGCACGAAUGCGCACGGCCGUCGUGCUGAUUGAUUUUUCCCUGGUCUGCGCCUUCGCAGCACCCUCUGCGUCUGCGCUGCAGUACUGCUCAAGUGCUUUGCAACGUUUUUAAGUUUUAAACCUGGAUUUGUCUGCCGCGCACCCUUCGUUUUUCCCCCCGCUGCACUUGUACGCACCGUGUGGAUGUGAUUUAUAACGGUCUGCUGCUGAGGAAAAAGGGGGCCUCGCGCUCUUUCUGCCUUUUGAGAUUCUUGGACUGAAUUGAUUAUUCUAUUCUGCUAUCAUAAACAUCCCUCAUUUUUCCGAUUUAUCGAAGGGGCAAUAUUCAACUGCAGCACGUGUGAGGCAGUCGAGAAGGGAUCGCUAUUCUUAUCGCCAGGGGAGUGGGUGAGGUCUGGCAGUCGUGGGAGCCCUUGAGUCUUGGCCCGAAUACUAUGAAGGAGAGGAUAGAGUGAGCGGUCCGGUCGGUUGACGGGAAGACGGGGGACGCGUGGCGAGGGGAAGAAGACGUGUUGGAGCUGUUGAGUGUGUGCGCGGAGGGAGCCUGCUGAGUGGCCGAGACUGAGCCGGACUGCUUGUCCUGUGGAGACUACCCAAACCGGGGAGGGUGGGAUGGAGCCCAACUCGUGGGGCGGACGGGCGUCGCCGCCGCGGGAGGAUGACGGGGACAGGACGGCCGCCCCCGGCCCCGCUGCCCCCCUGCCCGGGGCGGAUGCGUCGCAGUGGUGCGCGGAGUGUUGGCGCGGAAUUAGCGAUCCACCCUGCACCGUCCACGGCCCGCUGCACCACAUCCCCGACCGGCCCCUGCCGCCGCGCGCCGUCGCCACCGCCCCCACCCAGGUGACAGUGCGCCGGCUGUCGCCCGCCGCCGAUGGACGAACGGUGCGAGGUGUCUUCGCCAGCGCCGACAUCGCCUCCCGGACGCUGUUCGGCCCCCUGGAGGCCCCCGCGCUGUCCGUGCCGUUGUGCCUGGGAGAGGACCAAUUUUUGCUCAAAAAAUUCCGCGCCGGAGAAUCGAGUGCCUACCUGGAUGUGAGCAACGAAGCCGAGUGCAACUGGCUCAUGUACGUCCGUCCGGCCCGCAGCUGGGCCGAGCAGAACCUCGUCGCCUACCAGCACGAAGACGACAUCUAUUUCGCUGCCUUCAGAUUUAUCCCGGCGCAAACGGAGCUGCGCGUGUGGUACUCCGAGGAGUACGCCGGCCUGAUGGGCGUGGACCUCCUCAACGAGGCCCCGAAGACCCGCGACGCCGCCGACCCGGUCAGCAGUCGGCGCCGCAAAGCCGCCCGCCCGCAGCGCGUCCCGCAGACCCGGCCGCCGCACAUCGCCGUCGUGGAGAGCCGCGCGCCGCACCGUCCGCCACCGCCGCCCGUGCCCGUCCCGGCGCCGCCGCCCACUCCGGCGGUCUCCCUAAUACUCAAGGACGAGCCCGCGCCGGUCUGCCACGUCGUGACCAACAUCGCGCCGGCCCCGCCCCCUCCGCCGCCGGCGCUGCCGCCUGGCGAGAACAUCCUGCUCAUCUGCGAGAACCCCUCCUCCAACGGGAUGCCGCCCACCUCCUUGUUGCUGCUGACCUCGGGACCGGCGCCCGCCGGGGCGAUCGGGCAGUCCCUGCUCAAGACCUCCUUCGACAUCCCCGUCAUCGGCGAGUCCUUUGUACAGAAACGGCCCCCCAUCAGGAUUCAGCCGUCGCCCGGUCUGGCCGUCUCCUGGCCCGGAACAACGAAAAGCUCAAUCGUGAUUAGCUCAAACGACGAAUCCAUGGCCGACAGCAUCCGCUCGCCCGGCGACCGCUCGGGCGACAGCGACGAGGAUUCCAGCAGGGAACAGCGCCUGCUGCGCUCCUCGGGCGGCAGUCUGCGGCCCUACAUUUGCUCAUACCCGGCCUGCAGCAAGUACUUCAGCUCCAAGUACAAACUCCUGCGCCACGAGCUCAUCCACUCGCAGGAGAAGCGCCAUCACUGCCAAUUAUGCCAUAAAAAAUUCCACCGCAAGGAUCACCUGAACAACCACCUGAAGGUGCACGAGCGCUCGAAAGUGCGGCUGGAGUGCGUGCUGUGCGGGUGCGUGUUCGCCAAGAAGUGGACGUACGAGAAGCACCUGUCGUUGCAUGAGCGCGACGCCAACCGCGGCGACGGGCCCGUGCCCAUCCGCAGUCUGGAGGAGAUGGACGCCGAGGAGGACAACGAGGAGGAGGACGAGCAGGACGCGGAGGACGACAACGAGCGGGAGGAGGAGGAGGAGGAGGAGCCCGAGCCCGACUGGGUCACCGUGCACCAGCAGUCCCCCAACUCCGCCUUCCACCUCGAGGCGCCCGCGUCCCCGGAGGAAGAGGAGGAGGCGCCGCCGCCGCCGCCCGUCCGCCAGGUGGCGCCGCCGCCGCCCAGUCUGAUCGUCCGCGUCCAGCCGCCCCCGCCACCGGGGAAGCGCGCCAUCCCGCUGUCGCAGCGCCCCGCGCACCCCUGUUCGUCGUGCGGGAAGGUCUUCUCGGCCUCCAAGGACCUGCGGCGCCACCUGCAGACGCACCUGGGCAUCAAGCCCAACCUGUGUCCCUACUGCCCCAAGAAGUUCACGCGCAAGGACCACGUGCGCCGGCACAUCCAGACGGUGCACGGGCGCGACAAGGAGCUGCGCGACAAGAGCAUGGCCGCCAACGGGAUCAACGAGCUGCAGGUGCUGGCGCAGUAGAUUAUUCAUUCUGCAAUGGCCUUAUGGAAGACAGUAUCGGUGGAGGGUUUAUUUUAUGGACGUGUCGUGGAGUGCGUGUCUGUGGUGUGCGGAGAUACAGUAUGAUCGUCCGGUGAAGAGGGAGUUUCGGGGCGCCUUUUUCGCCUCUUUGGGAGCGUUGUGUUGAUGAAGGGAUGUUCCCGGUGAGGAGACGGGUGUUGGUCCGGGCUUGGGGUUAACGUUGUUGUGGGCCUUGUUGCUCUCUUCUCCGUCUGGUUAGUCUAUUCUUGUUUCCGCGCCUGUCGACUGUUGUUGCGACGGGCGCUGGCUUUGUGUCGAUGCUACGAUACUCUGGUGUCUGCUUGAAACGGCGGCCUUCCCGCUCAAAUUACAACAAACACCCAUCAGCGU